Molecule: messenger RNA, 306 nt
Organism: Gryllus bimaculatus (two-spotted cricket)
Lineage: Eukaryota; Metazoa; Arthropoda; Insecta; Orthoptera; Gryllidae
Source: the annotation of a GenBank genome assembly
CAAUCUGUCACGGACUACGCAGUGCUGUACCGCGCGGCGCACCGCCACUUCCCGAGCGACGGGCCGGCGCCAGCCAUCAUCUUCUCCCACUUCUUGGCGAGGCUCGUCCUGGAGGAGAGGACGAUGACCAACGAGACGACAGGGGAGUCGUUCGCUCACAUCGUGCCCCAGUGCUUGAUCGCGCCCGGCUACCGCUCUUACUUCGCGCGCCACCGCUGGCGCCUGCGGCCGCUCUUCGACCGGCUGCUGCUCAUUCUCAUCCAGGCGGGAAUCGCGGGCAAGCUCGACAGCAUUAAGAAUUUUUGA